Colletotrichum orchidophilum is the source of this 219-nucleotide messenger RNA. RefSeq lists its product as uncharacterized. The transcript has 2 exons. The record is from RefSeq and is a predicted model, not a curated record. Lineage: Eukaryota; Fungi; Ascomycota; Sordariomycetes; Glomerellales; Glomerellaceae. Bases 1 to 219 code for a protein of 72 amino acids.
AUGACCGACCAAAUCACAAUCGACGCGGUGAACAUCCAAUGGGGCCGGCCAUUCGGCUUACCCCUGUGCUUCAAGACACCCUCACGUCGCACCCUGGCACGUCGGCCCUAUCUGAUCGGCAUGCUGCAGGGCCGUCCUCCAAUCUGCGCCGCGGAAUCUGACAUCAAUCUCCUCGAUCGCCGUUCGAAUCCGCCAGUUCCUUCUGGAACAGGACCCUGA